UGGAAUUGGUGAAUAAAUUAAGUUUAAUUUUCUGCGUUAAUUUUACUGUUUCACUUGACUGUGAACCGUCAAACGUCUGCAGGCAGCCUUUUGAGGGCGACUAUAAAAUACAUAAAAUAAAGCUUAUUUUUGUUAAACAUUUUUGACAGCCGGACAUUCUACGGGGAGGCGAAAAAUUCUGAGCGAAAAAUAAAAACCUAACCUAAAAUCCUAAUGACAUGUCAUACAUAAAACAUAACCUAUUACCUACCUAAACAAUAAUAUAUUGGUGAAUAAAUAAAUACACAUUUUUAUGCCAAUAAAUUAACUAAAAAAACCUUGAAAAUGCGAGAUAUAUUUUUAUCAAGUUGUGAGAAGAAUUUUAUACAAAAAAUUGUCUCUGAGGGCCAUCGUUUAGACGGCAGGAAUUAUAAUGAAUCUAGAAACCUCAACAUAUCUUUCGGUUCUGAUUACGGCAGUUGCAUUGUAUCAUUGGGAGAAACAAAAGUUCUCUCACAAGUAACAUGUGAAGUGACACAACCAAAACAAAUAAGGCCUAAUGAGGGUAUUUUGUAUGUAAAUGUGGAGAUUGGACCCAUGGCCGCCCCACACUUUGAAGCCAACCGUCAGACAGACCUCUCUGUUUACUUAAACAGAUUGCUGGAAAAGUGCUACAAAGACUCAAAAUGUAUUGAUCUGGAGUCACUGUGUAUUGUUGUGGAGGAAAAGGUGUGGUCACUGAGAGUGGACAUAAAAGUAUUAAACCAUGAUGGUAAUGUAAUUGAAUGUGCCAGUAUUGCAUCUCUCACUUCUCUGGCUCACUUCAGGCGGCCUGACUUCACUCGCAGUGGUGAUAGUAUUAUCUUUCAUACACUCAGUGAGAAGGAUCCAAUACCUACUGUGCUCUAUCAUUAUCCAGUGUGUACUACAUACUCAAUUUACAAUGGAGAUAUUUUACUAUCAGACCCUAACUUUAUUGAGGAAUCUGUGUGCAUCAGCAACACAGAAGAAGGAGUAUUCACUGCAGGAGGAUUGCUUGUAGUUGGCAUGAAUCAAUACAAAGAAGUAUGCCUAUUGGAUCUUACAGGAUCUGCAAUAUUCAACUCUAAAAUUGUUCAUAAAGCCAUCACUCAAGCAGCUGAAAAAUGCAAGGACUAUGUUGAUAUUGUGAAAAAAGCUAUUGCCUCUGAUGAUAACUUGAGACAGAAAAGGGCUAAGAUCAAUUUUGCAGAUACAAUAACGACUGAACACAUGCUGGCGCUUAGCAAAAAGGAUUUAAAUAUCCGCCUUAAGAAUUACAAUGUCGAUGAUCUAAGUAAAAAUGAUGAAACUAUGUCGGGAUGAUGAUGAUGCAGAAUCAAUAGAUGAUGAAGAGUGUAGCAAAUAUGAUGUAAUAUCAUCACUCCCACAUACGGCUGAGGUGGUGUCAAAGAAAGGAUCAUCAAAGUGGAUAGAAAUAUCAUCAGAAUCAGAGGAAGACUGAUAAUAAUACAACAUAAUCUGUUAAAUAAAAUGUAAUAAAUUUACAUUUCAA
Molecule: messenger RNA, 1513 nt
Organism: Manduca sexta (tobacco hornworm)
Lineage: Eukaryota; Metazoa; Arthropoda; Insecta; Lepidoptera; Sphingidae
Product: exosome complex component RRP45
Biological process (GO): U5 snRNA 3'-end processing; nuclear mRNA surveillance; U4 snRNA 3'-end processing
Cellular component (GO): cytoplasmic exosome (RNase complex); nuclear exosome (RNase complex)
Source: RefSeq, a predicted model, not a curated record